AAAAAAAAAAGAGAAGAAAAAGAAGAAGUUUCUACUUGUAUAACCCUAACUUCCAAUUCCAAUCGAUAGAAUUUGCUGCGACUACGAGGGAAUUCCAUCUCUCUCUACAAAUUUCAAACUUAGAUUUCAUUUCAUUCCAGUUUUGUUUUCCAUUUAGAAAUUUCGAUUUCGAAUUUGGCAUCUGCAGCAUCAAUUCAAGUUAGUUCUCAAGUAAAGAAAUUGAAGGAAUUUUCGGCGAUUCCAGACAAUUGAAAGUUUGUUCAGCACUAAUUUACUAUAUACUGUGAUCUAGAAGAGCUUACUGUGUUUGGUAAGAGAAAUGGAGGAUGUUAUGGAGCAACAGAAUGUAUCAUUAGGUGAAGAUAGGGAGAGUGAUAUAGUUACUGAGAGUGCUGCAGUUGUCCAUGCAGAACCACAUCAAGAUGGUGAUGCCCCCCCAAAAGUGGAUGCUAAAGUUGAGGUUCUUCACGAGAAAGUUACCAAGCAAAUAAUUAAGGAAGGCCAUGGUGAAAAACCAUCCAAAUAUUCCACAUGCUUUGUGCAUUACAGGGCAUGGACCGAGAGCACACAACACAAGUUUGAAGACACAUGGCAGGAACAACGGCCAAUAGAGCUAGUUCUGGGCAAAGUUUUUUCUAUGACAGAAAAGAAAGAGAUGGAAGGUAUAGGAAUUGGUGUAUCAAACAUGAAGUCUGGAGAACGUUCCCUGUUACGUGUUGGUUGGGAACUUGGCUAUGGGAAAGAAGGAAGUUUCUCUUUUCCUAAUGUUCCUCCCAUGGCAGACAUUAUAUAUGAAAUUGAACUGAUUGGUUAUGAUGAAACCAAAGAAGGUAAACCGCGUAGUGACAUGACAGUUGAGGAAAGGAUCAGCUCUGCAGAUCGACGAAGGAUGGACGGCAAUGCUUUAUUUAAGGAGGAGAAAUUGGAGGAGGCUAUGCAGCAGUAUGAAAUGGCGAUAGCAUAUAUGGGCGAUGACUUCAUGUUCCAGCUUUUUGGGAAGUACCGGGAUAUGGCUUUGGCUGUAAAGAAUCCUUGUCAUCUGAACAUGGCUGCAUGUUUCAUAAAGCUCGAGCAAUAUGAGGAUGCCAUCAUGCAAUGCAGCAUUGUCCUAGCCGAGGAUGAAUCCAACGUCAAAGCACUGUACAGACGAGGAAAAGCUAGGGCAGAACUAGGGCAAACAGAAGCAGCAAGAGAAGACCUUCUUAAGGCUCGUAAAUAUGCUCCUGAUGACAAAGCAAUCGCCAAAGAGUUGCGGUUUCUAGCUGAUCAAGAAAAGGCUGUCUAUCAAAAGCAAAAGGAGAUGUACAAAGGAAUGCUGGGACCAAGACCUGAACCCAAGCCCAAGGGAACUAAUUGGUUAGCUCUAUUUUGGCAGUGGCUGAUCUCAUUAUUCUGUAGGCUUUUCAAACUAAAAACACAAAAAUCUGACUGAUUUGUUAUUUAUAGCUCCCAAAAAUGAUCAGGAGCUAAUUUAAAUCAAUUCAGAAUGAUUUUCCGGAUGUCAAAGGCAUAGUUAUAUAACGGUAUCGUGAUUACCUGUUAUUCCCUGGGACAUAAUAUCCCGUCCCUGCUAACACUGUUAAAUGCGGCUUAUUUUGCUGUAAAAUUAAGAGUGAUACUACCUCCGUUCUCUGUUGCAACGUUUGACAAAUUGCACUAUUCAUGUUCUCUUAUGUGACCACAUUUAUUGAUUUAUAUGUUAAACAAAAUAUAGUCAUGUGGGGUCUUGUUUGAUUCGUUUCGAUGUAAGCUUUCAUAAUAUCAAAUUUUUAUAAUUUUUACUUAUAUACAAUUAGAGAUAAAACAAUUUGAAAUUGUACAUUGGUAAGCGUGAAAGUCAAAACGUUGCAACUAAAUAAAAACAAAGGUAGUAUAUUUUUACUCCAUUUCCUUUCAUCCAUCUUCUCCACUGUGGUUGCUGAUAUGGACUAUGGAGGUUAGGUUUUCCGACUCGAUAAGUUUGACUCUAGAAUUCAAAUAUUGUUUAGGAAUGGAGUGGCUCUCGUUACAGUCCUUCAGCUCUUGAUUGAAGUAGUUAUCGAUGAAACUGCUGCAUUAUGCUCUAAGAUACCAUGAUAAGACAUAUUUUAUUCAUCAUGUUCUAUACUAUUGCACUCAAAGUUGUUAUUGGCACCCUGUCACAAUUCUUUAAGCAAGCAACUGGAAAACAUACAAAAAACUGGGUUCUAUUGACGUGGUUUGAGCCAUGAGGAAUAAUUAUGAGAUUUUUCUAUGAUUAGCUGAGAUUUGAGAAAAUAAAGAUAGAAGGGUAGGUGUCAAAUUGUUAGAUAGAGGUUUAAAUUCAAUGGGUCAAUUUGGUUUAGGUUAUUUGGAGAUAAUCAGUUACUCGCAUUAUUUUUGCUGAGACCAAAUUAGUAUUAUGUCUUCAUGUCUAUUUGGUUCAUAUCAUAUUUGGAGUGCAAAUGCUGCGGGAUGGAAAUGAGGGAAUGUUUACAAUCCCUGGGUUUAACAGAUACAAUUUGAAGGAUUUUGGAGGUUCAUUGAUCAGGGCUUAACAGAAGAACGGUAUAAGUUCUCAAAAAUUGAAGAUACAAACCAAGAAAUUGAAUUUCAAUUAUUUGUGGAAACAUAUCAAUUGGCCGAACUCUUGAUAGCAGAAAAGGAUGUUGUAUACGAAUCACUUACAUAUGCUGUCAAUUAACUUGUUAUGAUUUUGCUAAUCUAAGAUUGAUCAUUUUGAAUUUCAAAUCAAUUGGGUUCGGUUAUAUCCAAAUUGUGCUCCUCCAUGAACAUCAUUUGAUCCCUACUUUAUUCAUCAUGUAACUUGAUAUUUGAUAAUAAUUCACCAACAUAAACAUUCUCCAUUCAUCAACCCUUUAAUUUCAAUCAUAAUUCACAACUACAUUUCACUCAUCCCAUCCUGUAUUUUCGUCGAUGAACUAUUGGCACUUUAGAAGAUGCGUACACCAUGUAUUAUUAUAAACUUCAUAUCUUAGAUUACAUGAUACAAACUAGGAAUUCAAUCAUAAGCUAAGAGCCUAAGAAAUCUCCUUGUAAAACAAUUUCUGGAAGUUUAAGCAUUCUGGCAUUCUAUUUCUACCAUGACUGAUUGAGCAUGGACAUCCAAGCACAAUAUGCACAAACAAUCUUCUGAGAUAUAUACACAUAAACACCGAAGGACAAGCUCAUCAGGAGCACAUCUUUCCAGUCUCCUUUCUGUUUUGGACUCAUAUUAUCCUUCAACCUCCUACCCAACUCAGACACUGCAUUUAGAACUCGCCGCGUCGCCACUGGCUUCUCUCUAGCCUUCUCUUUCUUCAAGUUUGAAGCUUCUUCCUCAGUAGGCCUGCUGCUUUGGCAAGAGAACGGGAUCGACGUUUUUGGGACCGUUAUGAUUUUAUAUUCUCUGAUAUUGUGGUUUUUUCCGAUGAGGCAGUAGCUCAGGGAAGCUGCAGCCAUGA
Beta vulgaris subsp. vulgaris (sugar beet) is the source of this 3422-nucleotide messenger RNA. RefSeq names its product peptidyl-prolyl cis-trans isomerase FKBP42. The transcript is spliced from 8 exons. Gene Ontology annotation, molecular function: protein binding; peptidyl-prolyl cis-trans isomerase activity. The record is from RefSeq and is a predicted model, not a curated record. Bases 320 to 1432 code for a protein of 370 amino acids. Lineage: Eukaryota; Viridiplantae; Streptophyta; Magnoliopsida; Caryophyllales; Amaranthaceae.